AGGAAGGGGGGUCGAGUUGGGCUCAACAUGAACCUGCCGCUUUGACACUCCGGGCUGGGACAAGCAGGCAGCAGCCGGCCGGCCGCCCCCCGAGCAGCACUCGCACAGGGGAACCCGCCUGGAGCGCCUUGAACAUCUGCAACAAGUUUUUACCUGGGUGCUGACGCGCUCAUGGCUGUCGCUUAUAGUGCUGUGACCCAGCCGGGCCUGUUUUCCCAGCAGUACCCCCCACCCCUGCUGCCCAAGCCUGGAAAGGACAAUGUUCGGCUUCAGAAGCUCCUCAAAAGAACCGCAAAGAAAAAGGCUUCCGCUCAGGCAUCGCAGUCCGCCGCGCCUUUCCGCUCCAGCCUUUCCCCUGUGAAUGAAGCAAGCCCUGACCUCGAGCACAGUGACCACUCCACGCCUCCAAGGACUCCAGAGACACCGUUCAGCCUCUUCGGUGUUCAGCAGCCUCAACGGUUCACCGUCAGGCCGCUGUAUCAACACGUGGCGUCCCCUUACCCGCAGCGUGCAGCUUACAAAAGAGAAGCAAGGUUCUCACCUCAGACGGUGGCGACCCCAUCAUACUCUUACUCACAGCAUGUUACCACAUUUUCUUCAUAUUCUGCAUCGACCCACCUUCCUGGAGUCUCAUCAGCUCAGGGGCCAGUUGCCGAGCAGGAGGUGCCGAAAAUAUCUCAGCCAGCCUCUUCUGUACCUGAGGCAACAGUGCCAGCUGCUGAAGUGAAAAAGCCAGCUUUUGGCACAUUUGGUGAAACUCAGGCUGGUCUUAGACCUGCUGCAGGUGCAGGAACUCCACAGACAAAAGGUCCAGGCCCGACUCCUUAUACAGCAACAGGGGGUCAAGCUGUGAUUCGCCCUCUCACUGUGUUGACCCAAUUCAAAUCCAAAAGUCCACGUCCAACAUUCAAAGCAACCGAACCUUCAAGAUCGCCCAAACCGAUGUUUGAUGUCCCUCAAAUUAGGAUGUACACAGCAAGCACAUCGUACUAUGAGUUAUCCAGGACCCCACCGGUGUAUGACACAGCUGGACUAACCGCUAUUGGCAGCACAGUACCUCAAAGUAAAGACCUGACUCUGGCAUCUGAGGUCAGAGGAGGUACAAUACCAACAGCUCAGCCUCCUUUAUUGGGCACAGAUCCUCAGAGGAAAACACCAACUUUAGAAAGUAAGAGAGGCACAACACCAACAGCAGAGAUCACUACAAGUGUAACUCCGACAUCUGAAAUCAAAAGAGCAACUCCGACAUCUGAGAUCAAACGAGCAACUCCGACAUCUGAACUCAAAAGAGCAACUCCGACAUCUGAACUCAAAAGAGCAACUCCGACAUCUGAGAUCAAACGAGCAACUCCAACAUCUGAACUCAAAAGAGCAACUCCGACAUCUGAACUCAAAAGAGCAACUCCGACAUCUGAGAUCAAACGAGCAACUCCAACAUCUGAACUCAAAAGAGCAACUCCGACAUCUGAAAUCAGACUAACACCAACUUCUGAGUUUCAGUCAAGGGUUUCGGCAGGAAGGCCUAAAACCCCAGCAUACCAUGUGACUCGGGCUGCAACGCCUGUCUUUGAAGUCUCCAGACCCAAUCCACUCUUGUUUGCCGUGUUACCAAUCACAGUAGAGCCAGACAGGUCAAGAACGCCCCAAACAGUUUCUGAAAGUGCGAAAGCUAUUGAAUCUAAGCCUACUGAAACACUACCAAACGGGGACAUUCAUUUGGACCUGACUCCUGCUGUUAAACCCGUCCAACAGAGCAUCACAAAGUCAAAAUCAGAGCCUGAUCUGACCAGAGAAACUGCUCCAACUGGCUCCCAAAGACCUAAAAGUCCAACAUCUGAGCUAAAAACACCAACAGUGCCUCCUCACGGCAACAAGAGGCCUAAGACUCCAACGUACGAGGCAUCCCGACUUAUGUCCACAUCACCUGGUUAUAAAAGACCAAAGACACCAACAUAUGGGACAUCGCCUUCUGGUGUGUCACCAGUGGCCUUUCAAAGACCUAAAACACCCACCCAAGUGUCUCAAAAACCAAAGUCUGGCUACCGUGGAUUGACACCGGCUGAAUAUGCUGCUUAUGGUGGAAUCAGAACUUACACUCCAGCAUUUGCUAUCUCCGGUUUUAAGACACAACCUGAAAAGGAGGUUAAAGCCUCAAAAGAGGAAACGGCAGAAUCCAAAACACCUGAAGAAAAGCCAUCUGUGAAGGAACAAACCACAUCCGAGGCGUCUCAAUCCAAAGAGACGGCCAAAGAUGUAGAUAAACCCGAUGUGAAAGAUCAGAAGAUCGCCACCGUGCCCUCGAUCCCUGUUAUUAUUGUCUCACAAGCAUCUGACACAGGAACAACACAAAAGGCAAGUUCAGUAUCCACUCAGGUUGCAGCAAAACAAGAAAAAAUAGCGGUUCAAGAAACACCAAAGGCUAAACCUCCAACAGCAGAGGAGAAAACCCCCAAGAAACCGAAGGUGACAGCACCAGUUCAAGAAGCCGCCAAACCAAAGAUGACACCUCCUGUAGCCAAACGUCCUCUGCCCAAAGGUGAUGACCAGGAUCCUCUGAAGGCAGUAAGAAAACUUUUAGGCAAAGAUAAAGUCCAGAAAACUGGAACUGAGGAAAAAGCUGACGUCUCAGUUAAAAAAGAGACAGCAAAACCUGUAGCUGCUACCACGUCUAAAGUCGAAGACUUAAAGGCAGCUGAGUCAACAGGAAGUGAGGACAAAGGGAAAGAAAAGAAAGCAGAAUCAGCUUCAUCAGAUAAAUACGAGAAAAAGGAAGCAGAUGAAGCCCCCCUUGCAGCCGAGCCCCUUCUUAAAGUCAUACAAAAGCCAAAGGGAGUGAAAUCUAAAGUAAGCGGGUGGUCCCGGCUCAAGAAGCACAUGGUGGUGGAGCAGGAGGAGCCCAAAUUUCCAGAGUUAGGCCCUCAGAAGGAGGCCACCGGGCAGGACCAGAGCGAGGAGAAAAAGGCUGCUGAGAAGGCCGCCGACAAGCCUGACACUCAGGACGAGAACCAAACCAAAGACGCUCCCAUGGCAACAAAGAUGUGGGACGCUGUCCUCUUCCAAAUGUUUUCCACGAAAGAGAACAUCAUGCACCAGAUCGAGCUAAACAAAAGCGAGGCGGAGAAGAAGGUGGAGGAGGAGCAAAAAGACGAGCUACAAGAGAUACCUUCGUUUGCCUACCGGCUGCCCGUGCUGCUUUUCAGUCCAAAGUUUGACGCUAAAAAGCUGAAAGAGGCGGCGUCGAGACCGGUGACGAAAAUUUCAACUGUUUUCGAAAUGGGUUUGAUUGGGCGGAAAGGUAAAGACGAGGAACCAAAAGACUUUAACAGAACAGCGAGGGGGUUCACCGCUAUUUAAGCUCAUAUAAAUUGCCUAGACGAAAAUGUAAAGAAAAAAGUUCUGAUACAGGUUUUAUGUACAGGUGCAGAAAUCUUAGUCUCUUUGUUAAACGAAUGACGUUUGUGUUGUAGAGAGGUCGGCUUCGAACUUUAUACUUGACAAAUGCUUUGUGUUGAAUUCGUGUGACUGGGUGUCUGAAUGUUAAAUGUUUGUAUUUGUGGAUUAUCUGAAAAAAAAGAGAGAGAAAACUAUAUUUGUCUUAAAGUCAUUCAGACGUUACAUCAGAUUAAAGCGUUUAUGUUUUCAGUAA
Plectropomus leopardus (leopard coralgrouper) is the source of this 3646-nucleotide messenger RNA. RefSeq names its product proline rich 33 (gene prr33). The record is from RefSeq and is a predicted model, not a curated record. NCBI's taxonomy places the organism in Eukaryota, Metazoa, Chordata, Actinopteri, Perciformes, Serranidae.